AAAAGAAAUUGCAAAAUUUUGACUCAUUCAAACUGUCAUGUUAAUCUAGCAAGUGUACAAUGGCUUCAACAUUCCUGACAAUCCUCACGAAAAAGGGAAAAUAAUUUCGAAAUUUUUCAGUGAAAAGGAUGCCUUUACGUUUUUUAAUUGAUGAUCCGUGCGAAACUGAAUAGCUGUGCUCCGAGAAAUGUUUAAAACAAUUGCCGUUUGAUCAAGUGAAAUUUGGUGAAUGUGCAGUCCAUCUUUACAUUUAGAAUUUUAAAUUUUCGAUCUAUGCUAUUAUUGUGCAAUCCGUGCAAUUUUCGGCUGCAAAAAUGGACGAGCGCACAUUAAAUGAUUUAUUGGAGUGCUCCGUAUGUUUGGAAAGAUUAAAUUUAAAUUCGAAAGUGCUUCCAUGUCAACACACAUUCUGUCGGAAAUGUUUGGAAGUUAUUGUGUCAUCACAGGGGUCUUUGAGAUGUCCAGAGUGUCGAGUACUUGUGGAAAUGAAAAUCGAUGAACUACCUCCGAAUGUCUUACUGAUGAGAAUACUCGAAGGCAUGAAAAAUGCAUCACACAAUCAAAUUAACACGGUCAUAUCAUCACAAAAAGAACUGCCGCCGUUAGAUAUCCAGCAACCAUUGAACCAUCCAAACUUAAUUACGAACCGGACUUUAGAUGAACAGAAUAUUAUUCAACAAACGUCCUCCUCAACGUCAGCAAAAAAGAAUCCAAAUCCAACUUUAGUUGCACCACAUGCCAAGGCACUGUACGACUUCGUAUCGAAAGAAAAUGGGGACAUCAGUUUUAAGAAGGGCGAUCACAUCAUCUUACGCAAACGCAUCGAUUUGAAUUGGUUUGUCGGUGAAUUGGCUUGUGGUCGACAGGGCGUUUUUCCCAUCAAUCACGUGCAGGUGAUUGUACCUCUGCCACAAGCGCAAUGCAAAGCCUUGUACGAUUUUCGAAUGGGACCUAGCGAAGAGGAAGGAUGUCUGACAUUCAAAAAAGGUGCUAUCAUCAACGUGUUUCGCCGCGUUGAUCAUAAUUGGGCUGAAGGGCGUAUUGGUGAUGUUAUUGGAAUUUUUCCGAUAGCCUUUGUCGAAAUGAAUUCUCUUGCCAAAACACUAAUGGAAAUUGUGCCGCAGUCACAAUUCGCACAAUCGACACGCACAGUUCCGCCCACACCUCACCCGCACAUUGAACCAAUCUCAUCGACUGAAUCGAGUUCAACUAUGUCCAGUCCAAAUUCUUCUCCUUCCAACACAAGUUCAACAUCAAGUACAACACCUAGCAGUCCAACGAACAAUUUAUUAUCGCCUUUUAAUGUAGCCACUAAGCACGAAAACAAAACGAAUCGACAUUCAAUGAUUAACGUUUUGACACCUCCUGCUAACAGCAAUCAACGUAUCAAUCGCCACUCUGCCGAAAUACUCAGUGUUCCACAGGCUGAAUCAAAUGGUUGUCUCAAUAAAUCAGAUCCAAAACCUGUAGCGUCGCGCCAUAGUGACGGAAGCCACAAAUCGGGAUCAUCGAAAGUGACUGCAGUGAUACCGAGUCUUCCUGCCACGUAUGUUGCUCUCUAUCCGUACAAACCACAAAAAUCGGACGAACUGGAAUUGAAGAAAGGAUCUAUCUACUUUGUAACUGAAAGAUGUCAAGAUGGCUGGUACAAAGGUUCGAAUCGAGCCCACAAAUCUGGCGUUUUCCCGGGAAAUUAUGUGACACCACUGCGAAGCACUCACCGCGAAUACAAUCAAAUAUCCAAUUUGAAACGCCAAGAAAAGCAAAAAUCGUCACACAGCAGUCAAUCGUCAAGCCAUAAAUCAGCAACGCCACCAGAAUUGCCACCGAGACGCAAUGGAACAGUUCUGUAUGGAUCAGUGUGGUCCAAGCCUUUAGGUAACGUCGAAACCUUUUUUAAUAGAAAGAGCGACCCAACAACAGUCGGUGGUUCUUCACAAUCAUCAAGCAGUAGCAAAGACAAAAAAGAAACGACAACAUCUUCCACGGCAGUUAGUCUAAUGAAACGAAUCACAAAUAUGAAACGGUCCAAAUCUCCGUCGAAUAAUACAUCGGCAGCCACAUAUUCCAUGGACAAUCCAGUUUUCGAGGACAUAAGCUCGUCACCACCGCCCGGGCCAUCGUCAUCAAGCAAGCGAAAUAUACACAUGUCACAUCCGGUUCAUGUUCGAUCUGGAUCGUGUCCGAGUCAAUUACUCCACAACCUUCCCAUGGACGUUCAUUCAUCCAAUUGUGCUGAGCCUACAGCUAACAUGUUCGGAUCACAGCGUCUGAAAGGCCAUAAAGAACGACCAUCGUUGCACGGUGUUCGUAGCAGUUUCGAAGCUAAUCGGUUAUGUGGCUUGACUGAAAAUGUGGCUGACAGUGAGAGACACGCACAAAUGCCAGCAACGAGUAGCAAUCAUGUAGCACAAUCACAGCACCGCAAAUCACAGAGUCUGGAUGCUGCAACAUUAUCUUCGCAAAUCACCGCCAAUGGUGCUAAGUCCAACAAAUCUCAUCAUAACAGCGCCAUUCACAAAGAGCGGUUUCGGUGCAUCGUUCCAUAUCCACCGAAUAGCGAAUUCGAAUUGGAAUUGAAUGUUGGCGACAUUGUUUAUGUGCACAAAAAACGGGACAACGGAUGGUUUAAGGGAUCUCUAGCCAGAACCGGUAAAAUGGGAUUAUUUCCUGCAUCAUUUGUUGAGCCGGAUAUUUAAAACAAUUUUGUUUUUUCAAUUUUAUUUUUUUAUCAAUUUUUUUUUAUUUUAAUUUAUUUUUUAACUUUUUUUAACUUUUAUUUUUAAACUUCUAUAUCGUUAAAAAGUCAUAGACUACAUCAACGUAAUUUGCAAUAUUUUUAAUGGUGUCAAAUGCCAAGACUGUAUUUUAAAUGCAUUUUAAAAAUAAUUUUUUUUAUAAACUUUUGUUGAAGCAAAAAAUGUUUACUUCGCUGUACCGUUCUUUAUUUAAAAAAAAAAAUAUUUUUAGCAAUUUACAAAGCAAUCGUUAAACAAUUAUAAUUCAGUGACUCAAUAUAUAAACGGUUUCAGGGGUUCGAAUUUCGAUAAAGUGUUCCAAAGUACGUAAUUAGCAUGUUCUAAAGGUUUCUGAAUGGGAAGGGCUCAGUGAGUUAACUCAGAUCUGUGUAGACUCCGAUCCAUUUUACAACUACCACGAAAAUUCAUUGAAGUUUCUCUAGCCACGGGGGCUAGAGUGAAAAAAGAUAUCUCAGAAACUUCUACGAAUUUUUGUAAGUGUAAAAUGGAUCGGAAAAUUUCUAGGGAAACAAAUGUUUGGGGUUGACUUCCACAUACAAUUUUUUCAUGACACCAUAAAUUACAGUGCUUUCUAAAUGACCGUCUUUUUCUAAAUCUCUUAUUUCUCCAACUUCUUUCAUUUCUCCAUAACGAAUAUAUAGAGAAAUGAGAGAAGUAUCACAGCAGUAGGAAAAAAUACCUCAAGGGCAAAAAACACCCUUAGCACCCAUAAUUUAAAAAAAAUUGAAAAGGAAUUUUAAAAAAACCUUCGGAACAGGUUCUUUUAGAGACUUUUAGUCUACAAAUCGAAAUUAAUAAGAUUUAUAGCAUUCAGCUCGAGAUUCAGUUGCACAUAUUGGUACUACAGUAGUGGUCCACUUCAUGUCAUACUGUCGGGAUGAGCAUGAUGCUGAACUGUUUAAAGAUUUCACUACUGUAGCACCAACCCAUACAAGCGAAAGCAUCUGUUGUCGACUGCAAAUCAUUGUAUCUUCGAUGUAGUGUACCUCAAAUUCACUAACGCUUACCUGCCACUCUAUUUUUUAUUUAAUUGUCUAAGUUUAAAAUUGUCGCUAAAUUAACGAAUAAAUCAAUGCAGCAACUCGAUACACAGACCAUGAACAACAUUAUUUUACAUUUUCCAUAAAUUCCCUUAUUACUUGAGAGUUUUAGAUGACACUGCCACUGGCCCUCUUUCCCUAUAGAGAGGAUGGAACUUUAAAAUAAUAUUUCCUGAACUGAAAUUCUAUUUAUUUGCUGACGAAUAGUCUGAUCUGAAUCAAUCUCUUUUUCAUUUAUAUGUCAAAUUGAAGGACCCCCGUUAGCACUAUGUACAUUAAGUUUGACGUCUCUUAUUUAUCAAAAGAAGACCCGACAAUUUUACCGUACGAAUGAUUGAAGAACUGUAGAACCCAAUCGUAAACUGAUAACUGAAAGACAGGAAUCCUUAAUUAACAGCGAACAACGUAUGAAUUUGAAUACAUAUGUUAGGUUUAAGUAUAAUUUAGUUUUGUUAGUGAAAUAUAAGGUAAAAAAUAAAUUGGAAUUCGCUUAUUACAUUUAAUAGAAAAUUGACUAGUUAAAAUUGUACGUAUUGAUAUUAAGCAUUUCGAACAAUAGACAAUAUUUGUCUAUGUGACAUUUUGAUAUUUAUGCAAUAAAUUGUAGGUUAAAUAAAAAUACUAAUUUGCGUUUCA
Bradysia coprophila is the source of this 4435-nucleotide messenger RNA. RefSeq names its product SH3 domain containing ring finger posh (gene POSH). The record is from RefSeq and is a predicted model, not a curated record. Gene Ontology annotation, molecular function: protein binding. Lineage: Eukaryota; Metazoa; Arthropoda; Insecta; Diptera; Sciaridae.